Messenger RNA from Fibroporia radiculosa, 612 nucleotides. RefSeq lists its product as uncharacterized. The coding region runs from base 1 to 612 and encodes 203 amino acids. Lineage: Eukaryota; Fungi; Basidiomycota; Agaricomycetes; Polyporales; Fibroporiaceae. The record is from RefSeq and is a predicted model, not a curated record. The transcript is spliced from 6 exons.
AUGCCGUCCGAUCUACAGUCUGAAGAGACGUCUGCUGUGGAAGGCGCGUAUAUCUCUGCGAGGACGCGAGACUCAGAUACCGCACUCGCGUCGAUGGCUCGUCGCGCGUCCCGGUAUGAGCAUGAUAUCAAGGAGCUUGAGGCGAAGCUUGCCGUAGACAUGAGCAACUCUCGUGCUAUUCAUAAUCUACUGCAAGAGGUGCUGUCUGAGAUUCAGCAAAACCAGCGCCGUGCUGAUCUCGCACUGACCACAUCCGUACCACAUGUGGAGCACUCGCUUGAUGAGAAUUUAUCUAUGUUGGAAGACCUCGAAAGAACGUUACCUAGAGUCGGCCAACAGGUACAAGACAUCAGGCAUGUCUAUGACCGCGGCAAGGCUAAAGCACGCGAUCUCAUCGCGACCUUGGAGUGGCUGAACACGCCAGUCUCCCUUCGAUUGCGGGCCAUAAUCUUCACGACGAAUGCUCCGGUUAGCUCGGAAUGGAAGAUGCUCAUACGCGCCCUAUUUACACUCGCUCUCUUGGCUUGCAUUUGGAUCGCGUGGAUCACUCUUCAAGGUGCCGUUCGCGCUCAUCGGCAGCGUUUGGUUUGGGGUGAACGUCUAAUGAGUUGA